Messenger RNA from Paramecium pentaurelia, 903 nucleotides. The record is from the annotation of a GenBank genome assembly. NCBI's taxonomy places the organism in Eukaryota, Ciliophora, Oligohymenophorea, Peniculida, Parameciidae.
AUGAGACCUGGUCUGGCCAUUAUUUAGGUUGGAAAUAAUCCAUCAUCUUUAACAUAUGUUCGUAAGAAGAUUGCUCUUUGUGAAGAGAAUGAAGUACAUCAUGAACUCCAUCAUUUCCCAGAGAGCAUAUCUCAGCAAGAGAUUGUUCAUUAAAUUAGAACUUUAAAUUAGUAAGGAUCCAUUGAUGGAAUCCUUGUUCAAGUAUGUCCUAUAAUUAUAUAAAGCUUCCUUUGCCACCUCAUUUAUCAAGAUUAGAAAUUUCUAAUGAAAUUAAACCAAGUAAAGAUGUAGAUUGUUUACACAUGGCCAAUUUUCAAAAUCUUCUUCAAAAUGGGGAGGAUAACGACAUAAUACCUUGUACACCAGCUGCAGUGCUUCACAUCUUGGACUCCUAGGAAAUAGAUGUGAGAAAUCAAAAUGUUACUGUGAUUGGUAGAAGUCAGUUAGUUGGAUUCCCAUUAUCAGUAUUGCUUCUUAGAAGAAAUGCAAAAGUCACUAUUUGUCAUUCCGAAACCACUGUCUAAGAACAUGUAGAAAAAGUAUAUAUAUGUAUAAAUCAUUCAUUAGGCAGACAUUGUGAUUUCAUGUGCAGGUCAUAAAGAAUUGGUCAAAGGAGAAUGGAUCAAAAAUGGGGCAAAAGUUAUUGAUGUUGGAAUUACUAGGAUUCCAGGAACCAAUAAAAUUGUAGGAGAUAUUGAAUUUCAUAAAGUUUAAAAUAUUCCUUUAUUUUAGGCUCUGACUAAAGUCAGUUUCAUUACACCUGUCCCAGGGGGAGUUGGUCCUUUGACUGUUUCUAUGUUAUUUAAAAAUCUAUAUCGAGUUUGGUGUCGAUCCAAUGGAUUACAGCUUAAUAUUGAUGAAUAAGAUGAAGAAUUGGAUUAUGCUUAAAACUACUAAUUCUGA